AAAUUCGUCAUUGUCGGGCGUGCUGGAUGUGCGGUGUCUCAGCAUAACGUCUUGGCUGUUGGUUCCCAGACAUCAGAGGCAGCAUGAUUAUGUAAAUGAGUUCGAAACAGAAAAAAUUGUUAGCUGGGUGUGGCGUUUGCGGGCGCGUGACGACGGAUUUGCAGCUUUUGCAACACAGCGAAAAGUUGGUUCGAAGCCCCCAAGUCUCGGUCUGAGUCGCGGCGCCGCGGACAGGACUCUCCACGAGGCGCAAUCCCGCGGCGCUAGGACCGCGCUCUGGCGGAGCUCGCGCGCGCGCCCACCCGAGCCUCGAGACCUGAGCUCCGACAGAACGGCUCGCGCGCGGCCAGCGGAGCUGUCAGCUGCAGCGCGAGGCAUCGCCGGGGCUGCACCUUCCUGCUCCAUCUCCAGGGACGCCUCCGCCUCCGCCUCCACCCCCACCCCCAGCCCCCCCCUCCCCCGACUCCCGGUCCCCGCUGCGAGCAGCGAAUCCACCGGGCAGCACGAGCUCCGGAGCCCUCCUUAUGGGCUCACGAUGCGCAGGAUUCGGGCCAACGCCAUCGCGAUCCUGACCGUCGCCUGGAUCCUGGGCACCUUCUAUUACCUGUGGCAGGACAAUAAACCGCACGCGACCCCGUCGUCCGUGUCGCAGCCCCGCGCGGCGGGCGGCAGGAGUCACGGCCAGAGGGUGUCAGCGGGGCGGCUGGAGAUCCACCGGGAUGACCGGACCAUCCCGCUCAUCGUGACUCACUCACCAAGGGGGGAGCAUCCAGGCCAGGUGAUUGGCCACUUUGACGAGAAGGCCUACCUGUCUAGGAAGCAACUCAAACCUGGAGAGGACCCCUACCGGGAGCAUGCCUUUAACCUGCAGGAGAGUGACCGGCUGGGCAGCGAACGCGCCAUUCGGGACACUCGCCACUAUAGGUGUGCAUCGAUAACCUUCGACGCGGAUCUGCCGCCAACGAGCGUUAUCAUUACGUUCCACAAUGAGGCCAGAUCGACGUUACUACGCACCGUGAAAAGUGUCUUGCUUCGGAGUCCCCCGCCUCUGAUCCAGGAAAUAAUCCUCGUGGAUGACUUCAGCGCUGAUCCCCAGGACUGCCAGCUGCUCACCGAGAUCCCCAAGGUGCGCUGUCUGCGGAACGGACGGAGGGAGGGGCUGAUCCGAUCCCGGGUCCGAGGAGCCAACGCUGCGUCCGCCUCCAUUCUGACCUUCCUGGACAGCCACUGUGAGGUCAAUACGGACUGGUUGCAGCCGAUGAUUCAGAGGGUCAAAGAGGACCACACGCGAGUUGUCAGUCCCAUUAUCGAUGUGAUCAGCUUGGACAAUUUUGCUUACUUGGCUGCUUCUGCUGAUCUGCGUGGAGGAUUUGACUGGAGUUUGCACUUCAAAUGGGAGCAAAUUCCCAUUGAGCAGAAAAUGGCCAGGACUGACCCAACACAGCCUAUUCGGACUCCAGUCAUAGCAGGCGGGAUCUUUGUAAUGGACAAGAAGUGGUUCAACCACCUGGGCCAAUAUGAUACUCACAUGGACAUCUGGGGAGGGGAGAACUUUGAGCUCUCGUUCAGAGUGUGGAUGUGUGGGGGAAGCCUGGAGAUACUGCCCUGCAGUCGCGUGGGUCACGUCUUCAGAAAGCGUCACCCCUACGACUUCCCAGAGGGCAAUGCUCUUACGUACAUCAAGAACACCCGGAGAGCAGCAGAGGUGUGGAUGGAUGACUACAAGCAGUAUUACUAUGCAGCUCGUCCGUCAGCUCAAGGCAAGUCCUUUGGCAGCAUUUCAGACCGCUUGGCACUCCGACGGAAGCUGAACUGCAACUCUUUCCGCUGGUACCUGGAGAAUGUGUACCCGGAGCUCAAGAUCCCAGAGCAGGAAGCUGUGUCCAGUGUGCUGAAGCAGGGGGGACUGUGUUUCGAGUCCCACGGGACAGACAGCGUGGGCCUUGGCGAAUGCAAGGGCAGCGGAUCAAACAGGCCACAGUCACAGAAGUGGACUCUUGUUGAACCUCUAAUUCGCCAGCAGGACCUCUGUCUUGCCAUCACGGGUUUCAUAACUGGGUCAAAGGUCAAGUUGGAACCCUGCAAUCAGAAAGAACCAAGACAGAAGUGGAGGCCAAAGGGCCCUGCUCUGCAGCAUAUGGUCAGCGGCCUGUGCCUGGACAGCCAGUCCCCGGCCGGCCCCCCUGCCAUCACCCAGUGCCGACCCCAGCUGGCCAGCCAAUCCUGGGAGCCACAGCUGGCCACCUGACUGGGGAGUGCGGGGAAUGGGGGGGUGGGGUCAAAGGUAAAGAAAGGUGGGCAUGCUGUAGGAUCCGGUGGAUCGUAAUGGCGAAUCAUUGCUGCAUCAGGAGCGUCUGCCCUGACGGUUCCAAGAGUGUCCAUUUUGUCCCUUCCUCUUGAAUGUCCAAAGUGGCUCACGGAGGAUGGCGUGGGGUGGGGGUGCUUUUGGUGGUUGGCACAGGCCUGCGUGUGGGGAGUGCUUUGGAUCCUCAAGUCUCUCCUGUGCAUCUUCAGUGCUCACAAAUGUAAAAUGCCAUACCUUCAGACUGAACAUUUAUUCGCCCAUCAUACGAGGUUUACCUCUUUCCCGUUCGUGUUUGAACGGAAAGUUUCCUGGCCAGAGAUGAGCGGGGCUGCGAGCGCCGGUGCGGUCGAAGGGCCCGCGAGCGUCAGCCUGGUGGCCAGGUGGGGGAGGGCUUGGCUCACACAUCCGCCCAACAAGGCGCUUCAUUCAUCGGUGGGAAAAGCUGCGUUGAAAAAAGGAAUCGAGAAAUCGGGACGGGACACGCUACUCAGACAUAGAUGUGAGUGUCAGCUGUACGGUAAAAUUAACUGGGUCAGCGGUUCGACAUCAGGCUGCCCAAAGCACUUUCAGGCACACUGUUCAACUCUUGCAUGGUAAAAUCGUCUAAAACAACACUGAACUGGGGAGAUGCAAAGUGUCCAGCCCCGAGAAUGUAUUCUUUGUCUCUUUGUAACCGUGUAAAUAUCCUUACUGCGGAUUGAACUGGCUACGGUUCACAUAAAGGAAUCAUCUGCGUCAUUCGAGAAAUAAAACGAAACAAGAACACAAA
This is a messenger RNA of Scleropages formosus (Asian bonytongue), 3074 nucleotides long. RefSeq names its product UDP-N-acetyl-alpha-D-galactosamine:polypeptide N-acetylgalactosaminyltransferase 16 (gene galnt16). Gene Ontology annotation, biological process: protein O-linked glycosylation. Gene Ontology annotation, cellular component: Golgi apparatus. NCBI's taxonomy places the organism in Eukaryota, Metazoa, Chordata, Actinopteri, Osteoglossiformes, Osteoglossidae. The transcript is spliced from 15 exons. The coding region runs from base 536 to 2248 and encodes 570 amino acids. The record is from RefSeq and is a predicted model, not a curated record. Gene Ontology annotation, molecular function: polypeptide N-acetylgalactosaminyltransferase activity.